AAAACGGCUGCAAAAGUCGCCCGGAAAAUAAAUAAAUGCUAAUAAAUAUAAUGAUCACAGCGGCGUAAUAAGCACGCGUGCCACUCUGUCUGUGCUGUGUUCCCACCGCACCGCCUACCCCGCGCCGCAGCAGCCGCCGGAGACGCGCUAGAUCGCGCUGAAUUGUCAAUAAUUGUCAUCACAUUACCGAUGAAUAAGUGCCUCUGUGCGCGACUGUGUGCGAGUGUGUGUGCGUGCGUUACACCCACCUUGAGAGAAACAACAACAACAAAGCUGGGCGAGAAAACAAACAAACGGCGGCGAUAACGCUGAACACGACUCCACAACUCCGAUUCCGCCACGGUCGCGCUGCCCAAUAGCAGGGUCACCCGGCCAGUUGCAGUGGCUCACCAUCGCCAUCGUCCUCGGCCCUCGUCAUUAGAAAACAAACAGCCAGCUCUACCAGUCGCAGUCCAGCAGAAAAUCGAAGAGCUCCCCAUUCCCAGCCGACGAACACCCGCAGCAGACGAACAAAAAUCGCGCUGGGCGUUCGCGCCAACUAUAAAUAGAAAAGAGCAACGACGCAGCCAACUGUCCAUACUGCCCGUAUCCAUAUCUGCAUACAUUUAUCGACGCCGCAGAAGAAACCGCUCGAGUAUUACCCUUCAUUCCGAGAUUAGCGCAGCGAUCUCUUGGCAAACAGGCGGCGCAGGAGGAUAUAGCUGGGCAGGGAAAACGGAGGCGCACUUAGAAACUUUAUCAGUAAGCAGGAGACGGGGGAAAUGGACACGUUGAGCGAGGCAGUGGCCAAUGGAACCGCUACGGCGGCCACCAGAACGACCAAGGACAUUGUGAAGGAGCGCUUCAAGGAGGACGAAACCAUAGAAUACAUAUUCGAGGCGUAUCAGAUCAAAGGUCAUGAGUACUCCAAUCGCCUACUGGCACUGGUCACAUCGCAGUCGGGCGGCACGUUCGCCAUCAUCGCCUUCUCCUACUUGCGCACUCCGCUGACCGCUGCGAACGAGCUGAUCGUCAACAAGGUGUUCGCCAUCGACCACAAUUUCCAGUUGCGACAGGACAGCAAGACCUCGAUCACCACGCAACAGUUUGACCUGUCCACAGCCGAGGAUGGGCCCAUCAAGUACUACUACUAUGCCACGGAGAGCGACCACUACGAGGAGUUUGUGGCCAAGGUGAUUUCCUUCAAGAGCACCAUGGCACAGCAUGAUCCCGAGACGGUGCUUAACUUCAGGUGGCUGAACGACUACCGGCAAAUCGGCGAAGUGAAGCAGGAGCUGAAGAAGCGGGAGAGCGAGUACAUUGUCUACAAGGACAUCAUAAUCUACUGCGCCACUUGGAAUGUGAACAACAAGACCUGCUGCGACAGCAGCAAUCCACUGCGAGCCUGGCUGGCAUGCAGUGAAAAGCCGCCGGACAUCUACGCGAUUGGACUGCAGGAGCUGGACACACCCACAAAGGCUAUGUUGAACUCCACCCAGAUGCAGGCCCUCGAGAAGCAGUGGAUCGAUAAUAUGAUGGAGAGCGUUCACCCAGACGUGGAGUACGAGAUCCUAAUGUCGCACCGCCUGGUGGCCACUAUGUUGACGGUCAUUGUGCGCAAGCAGCUGCGACAGCACAUCAUCCGUUGCCGGCCCAAGUCGGUGGCCCGCGGCAUCUUCAAUACGCUUGGCAACAAGGGCGGCGUCGCCAUCAGCCUGCAGCUCAACGAGGGCAACAUCUGCUUCGUGAACUCUCACCUGGCGGCCCACAUGGGCAACGUUGAAGAGCGGAAUCAGGACUACAACGCCAUCGUGGAGGGCAUACGCUUCGACGACGGACGAACAAUCAGUGACCAUGAUCACAUCUUCUGGCUGGGCGAUUUAAAUUACCGCAUUCAGGAGCCGCCUGGCCAACAGCGACCAGGACCACUGAGCGAUGCCCAGACGUACGAGCUGCUCCUGCAGUACGACCAGCUGCGUCAGGAGAUGCGGCGAGGAAAGUGCUUUGAGGGCUACACCGAGGGCGAGAUCAAGUUCCGGCCGACGUACAAGUAUGAUCCGGGCACGGACACCUACGACAGCAGCGAGAAGCAGCGUGCGCCGGCCUACUGCGAUCGAGUGCUCUGGAAGGGCACGCGCAUCGAGCAGCUGGUCUACAACAGCAUCAUGGAGAUUCGCCAGAGCGAUCACAAGCCCGUGUACGCCGUGUUUCAGGUGAAAGUGAAGACGCGCGACGAGAUCAAGUACAAACGGGUCCAGGAGGAGGUGCUGAAGGCAGUGGACAAACGGGAGAACGACAACCAGCCGCAGAUCAAUGUCGAGAAGACGGUCAUCGAUUUCGGUACAGUGCGUUUCAACGAGCCGAGCACACGGGACUUCAACGUCUAUAACAACUGCCCACUACCUGUGGACUUCAGUUUCAAAGAGAAGGACAUACACGCCAUCUGCGAGCCAUGGCUGCAUGUCGAUCCGCGCCAGGACUCGCUGCUGAUCGACUCCGCCCGAAGCAUACGGCUAAAAAUGAACGCCAAUGUGCGGACUAUUGCCGGAUUGCUGCGCAAGAUCCGCGCCAGCGACAACUUCGAUAUUCUCAUCCUUCACGUGGAGAACGGGCGGGACAUCUUCAUCACGGUUACCGGCGACUAUCAGCCCAGUUGCUUUGGCCUUUCCAUGGAGACGAUGUGCCGCACCGAUCGACCACUAAGCGAGUACUCUCAAGAUCAGAUUAAGCAGCUGAUGAAUGACGAAUCACCGGAAUACCGUGUGACGAUGCCCCGGGAAUUCUUUCUGCUGAUCGACUACCUGUACAGGCAGGGCUCCAAGCAGGUGGGCGCCUUCCCGUCCUAUGACUCGCGUCUCUCCCUCGGCGCUCAGUUUAAUUCGGUGCGCGACUGGUUGGACACCUGGUCGGAUGAUCCGUUCCCUGCCAACGCCGAGACGGCUGCGCAAGCGCUGCUGCUUUUGCUGGAUCUGCCGGAGCAGGCGCUGCUGGAGCCGGUGGUCGAGAAUCUGCUGGAGUGCACCAACAAGUCGCAGGCCAUGGACUACAUUUCGCUGUUGAGCCCUCCGAAGCGCAAUGUUUUCAUGCACCUGUGUAUGUUCCUGCGCGCUGGCAUCGAGAGUCAGUUCUACGAUCUGCAUCAAGUCGCCUCCACCUUUGGCCGCAUUCUGUUGCGCAGCACCGAGCGUGCCGCCUGGAUGGACUACCACAGCCGGUGCAAUCAGUUCAUGAGGCUCUUCAUCGACACCGACGUCGAGGCGAUGGGCAACGGCAAUGAGGGCGCCGGAACUGGAACAGGCUCCGGAUCCGGGAACCGGGCCGGUCUGCAGGCAUAGAACCGGAUAUCGCGCGCGAUAGAUGUACUCUGUUGAUAGUUACGCAUAGUGUUUAGGCUAUUUAUUUUACUUGUUGGUACUUUGUUGGCACUUAGCAUUUAUGUUUUCUCUGUUUUAACUGUUAAUUGUUUGUGCCCGCCCUCCGUUCAUUCCAACUCGGUUGUCCCCGCCUGCAUCACAAAUCCACGGAGACACGGAACCAGCAACGCAAAGAUAAAUGAAUUGUGUAAAUAAGUUAUUCGAAAUGUGUGCUGCACACGCGUUAAGUCGAUGUUUCGUUCAGCACGAUUGCUUGUUAGUUUAGAUUAAUGAAGUGACCCUCUUACAUCCCCGUUUCAGUUGUAACUGAAAAAUAAAUGAACACCGUUACAUACAGUA
Messenger RNA from Drosophila santomea, 3692 nucleotides. It is a transcript of the gene Ocrl, whose product is annotated as type II inositol 1,4,5-trisphosphate 5-phosphatase. Gene Ontology annotation, biological process: phosphatidylinositol dephosphorylation; signal transduction. The transcript has 9 exons. Bases 762 to 3314 code for a protein of 850 amino acids. Gene Ontology annotation, molecular function: inositol phosphate phosphatase activity; phosphatidylinositol-4,5-bisphosphate 5-phosphatase activity. Gene Ontology annotation, cellular component: membrane. The record is from RefSeq and is a predicted model, not a curated record. Lineage: Eukaryota; Metazoa; Arthropoda; Insecta; Diptera; Drosophilidae.